Messenger RNA from Drepanopeziza brunnea f. sp. 'multigermtubi' MB_m1, 1134 nucleotides. RefSeq lists its product as uncharacterized. The record is from RefSeq and is a predicted model, not a curated record. NCBI's taxonomy places the organism in Eukaryota, Fungi, Ascomycota, Leotiomycetes, Helotiales, Drepanopezizaceae. Gene Ontology annotation, molecular function: ATP binding; protein serine/threonine kinase activity. Gene Ontology annotation, biological process: protein phosphorylation.
AUGAAUCCGAUCAGGCCAGUCAAGUCGACCAAGAUCCCCGUUCAUCAACGAUACAUACCUCAAAAUCCCAAUGAGCCCCAGAAUAUCGCAUCGUCCGUCAAGGUCAUUCGUGUCAGCGACCAGACAAAGUGGCUUGCGACCAAGAUCCCUGAUGUCGUAGCCAGAGGUCUCAAGGGCGAAACAACAACAACAAAGCUUGCCGACCUGGUCCUUCCCAUAGCCGCUGUACCCAUCUCACUCAUCCUCAACCACCCGAAUAUUAUCUCCCUCGUGGAUAUAGUCCGGAAUGCAAACUUGGAAGGCAGCUCAAAUGAGUCCGUCGGUUCCUACGGCGAUGUCACGGUCUGGGAGGACAUGGAUGGCGGUUCCCUCGCCUAUCUCCUGCCCUCAGCAAGCACCUACCCGCCCUUUCACGACGAGGCAACCUGGCACACUCUCGCCGCCCAGAACUACCGUCGACCAGCUCUCCCGGAAGGGAUUUGCUGGCACGUACUGAGAAGCAUCUCGCGUGCAUUGAUUUGGCUCCAUCACGGCGUCAAGGAGACGGAUGGCAUUCCAGGAGAAUGGGUGCAGCAUGACGACGACUGGCACGCCAUCCUCAUCACGGACGUCAGUCCCGGGCAGAUCUGGUUCAAGAAGCCGGUGGGCGAUGAGUCGUACGGGGAGUGCAAGCUGGGAGGGUUUCAGUGGGCCAAGGUUACUGGGACGGUGGGGGCGACGGUGGCGUUCACGCCGCGGAUCGAGAACGCGCCGCUCGAGAAGCAGUAUUUCUUUGCUCCGGAAAUCUAUAGAAAUACCCACUCUCACACCCGCGCCAGCGAGAUCUGGUCCCUUGGCGCUACCAUCUACACCAUGAUGACUGGCAUCCCGCCACCACGCCACUACGACUAUAACUGGCAGAUCUCGCGCAUGAACGACGGGGCUUACUCCCAGAUCCUAAGAGAUAUCGUCGCAAACAUGUUGAAGCAUCACCCGGCGGAUCGACCGAACACCAUGGCGUUGGUCAAUCGUGUUGAAGACCAAUGGAAGCGGUGGAGAGCAACGACUAAGGAGGGGGCGUAUGUAGUCGAUGUUGUUGAUGAGACUGUCAGGAGGAAUACGAUCGGGGUCACGAGCGGGGGGUUGGUUCUUUAA